AUGGCCGUGCCUUCCCCCGAGUCCUUUCAGAUCAUCUCGUCUCUUCGAUACGACCCAGCCCUUCCUGAUCUGGCCUCAAAACGUUCGAAUGGCUAUCCCGAACCUCUGCGCUCCCCAUACUACCUUCUGGCCUACCACCAAGAUCGGCUUAUAACCGCGGCGCGCUUUUUCCAAUGGAAUAAAGCUCUGGACUGGCUACAGCAAGACUUGAGCUGUCUUGAAACUUUUCUCGAUGCCUCAAUUCCCGACAGACAACAGCCAUGGCGGCUCAGGAUUGUAGUAGAUUGUAAUGGCAAGGGCUUGGUCGAUGUUCACCCGACACCAGCUAUUGAUCCCCUCAAUCUCCUGGUUCCUUCGGUGCGUCCACCGACAGAGUCGACUAUUUGGCGCGUGUAUGUUGAUCCACAGUCAACCAAUCCCUCCGGGUUCACUACCCACAAGACCACGGCUCGGGAGGACUAUACAGCUGCUCGGUUACGGGCGGGAAUCAAUUCCCCGGCGGAGACAGCGGAGGUCUUGGUAGUCAAUCAUGCUGGCGAGAUUAUGGAAGGAAGCAUUACAACGCCGUACUUUCGGACCCGGGGAACAUCUGGUCAAGCUUGGUUCACACCGCCGUUGAGCAGCGGUGGUAAUGACGGCACCACCCGGAGAUAUGCAUUGACUCAAGGGUUCUGCACGGAACGGAAACUUGUCAGGGCGGAGCUGGUCGAUGGUGAAGAAUGCUGGUUGAGUAAUGGGGUUCGGGGAUUCCUUCCUGGCGUAGUUGUGUUGAACCGCUCGCCCUGGUGA
This is a messenger RNA of Penicillium atrosanguineum, 789 nucleotides long. Its product is annotated as S15/NS1 RNA-binding. The transcript has a single exon. Gene Ontology annotation, molecular function: catalytic activity. Lineage: Eukaryota; Fungi; Ascomycota; Eurotiomycetes; Eurotiales; Aspergillaceae. The coding region runs from base 1 to 789 and encodes 262 amino acids. The record is from RefSeq and is a predicted model, not a curated record.